Molecule: messenger RNA, 867 nt
Organism: Ambispora gerdemannii
Lineage: Eukaryota; Fungi; Glomeromycota; Glomeromycetes; Archaeosporales; Ambisporaceae
Source: the annotation of a GenBank genome assembly
AUGUCAGCAAUUCUUCCCUCUCAAAUUAAGAAUAAAAUAAAACGGGAUGAAGUCUAUAAUAGACAGCUUCAGGAGAAGAACCGCCAAAAGCUAGCUUUAAAACUUCGAAGACAAAAGGAAGAAGCUAAAGACCCAGAAAAAAAGAAGGAACGUCUUGCACAAAAUGUUCCUAAAACGCUUGAAAAUACACGAGAAUACGACGAGACAAUAGUUUCUGGAGAAGACCAAGAAGUUAUAGAAGACGAAACGAGCGACGAGUUCUCUCAAUACUUUAGAGAGGGGGUUGUACCUAAAUUACUGAUAACAACCAGUAAGAUGGCAGCGAAAAGUGUAUACGAAUUCGCAGAGGAAUUAGUCGAUGUUUUUCCAAAUAGUCAAUUUGUCAAACGUGGAAAGCAGUUUACUAUUAAACAGAUAGUAGAGUUUUGUAAUAACCGUGGAUUCACCGAUAUAAUGGUGGUGAAUGAGGAUAAAAAAUGUUCAAAUGCUAUCACUCUAAUACAUCUACCAGAUGGACCUACUGCUUAUUUCAAGCUUACCAGCAUUAAAUUGAGUAAACAAAUUCGAGGUCACGGACGUUCGUCUUGUCAUAAACCUGAAUUGAUUCUUAACAACUUUAAUACACGAUUGGGACACACAGUUGGACGCUGGCUUCAAGCACUUUUCCCACAUGUGCCUGAAUUUCAAGGACGUCAAGUAGCAACUUUUCAUAAUCAACAACGAGUUGAUUUGCAAGAACUUGGUCCUCGAUUCACUCUCAAACUCAAAUGGCUACAAAAAGGAGCAUUUGAAAAAAAUGCCCGAGAUGGAGACAAGUCGACGGCGAUUCUUCUUGUAGUUCGCAUACGAAACUUUGGUGAAACAUAA